AUGUAUUUUCACCGUAUUAUCAUGAUAUCCGCCCUCGGCUUCGUUUCGGUUGUGUUGGCAGCAGCCGUUCCCGGUCCUACGCCACUUCCUAUGAACCUCAACUCCUUAAGCGCCACAACUGAAGCCCCUGCUGAAGACUUCAUUUUGGCUCGACCUCUUUCCUCCCGCACUUCUCAGCUAGCCUCGGUCCUUUUUCACGGUAAAGACCCAUCUACUCCGAGCAUUCAAGCCAACACCGAAACCGCCGUCUUCCGCCUGUUGCAAAAGACAUUGGAGCACCAUCCCGAAUUCGGGCAUUCGCUGGCUCGCGAAGAGGUGGAAUUCAAGGGGCAUGUAGUGAAAGGGAAGAGUGGGGAGUACAGGUUCAAUGUGACGUUGAAAGACAGUUCGGGAAAGGAGAUCGCGUGUCGGGGACACGUCAUUUACCGCAUGGAGUCGACGACCAUUAUGCAAAUUCAACAGGGUUCAGCGGUAUACAGAGUUUCGGAUUUCGAGUAUCUCAGUAAAAUCGAGCGCCCCUACGUUGAGGAUCUCGAUCUUCUCGAGGGGGUCUGGCAACGAGAUGUGACCAUAGUCACUGUAGGUACGAGCGUUUACGACUCUUUGCUGGAAAGGCUAGCCAAUCAGAGACAACGUCGGACGUACUAUCCAGGCAAGGCACAUUAUGCAUCAUGCAUCAUGAGCUGUAUAGUAAGCAAAGAAGGGAUUGCAAUGAAGGCUGCAAAGAACGCGCCACGCAAUUACAAUGAAAGCAACACGGUUUAA
Molecule: messenger RNA, 765 nt
Organism: Lentinula edodes (shiitake mushroom)
Lineage: Eukaryota; Fungi; Basidiomycota; Agaricomycetes; Agaricales; Omphalotaceae
Exons: 4
Coding region: 1-765 (254 amino acids)
Source: RefSeq, a predicted model, not a curated record